This is a messenger RNA of Mugil cephalus (flathead mullet), 7809 nucleotides long. It is a transcript of the gene znf318, whose product is annotated as zinc finger protein 318. Gene Ontology annotation, molecular function: zinc ion binding; nucleic acid binding. Bases 1679 to 6958 code for a protein of 1759 amino acids. Gene Ontology annotation, cellular component: nucleoplasm. The record is from RefSeq and is a predicted model, not a curated record. The transcript has 11 exons. Lineage: Eukaryota; Metazoa; Chordata; Actinopteri; Mugiliformes; Mugilidae. Gene Ontology annotation, biological process: negative regulation of DNA-templated transcription; positive regulation of DNA-templated transcription.
UAUGAGACCAGAACCAGAUAUGAGACAUUCAUUCAACAAACUACCUAAUUUCCCUUUGAGGAUGAAUAAAGUAAUUCUCUCCCUCUCUGACCACAUGGUGGCGCUGCUGUGGUUUGAGUCCCCUCUACAUCAAAGACUGAACAGCCUUGGAGCUUCUGAGCUCUGGAAACUAAUGUUAAUAAACGUGACCAAUUAAGAAGAAUUUAGAGUCACAUGAACAAACUACAACAAUGGACCAUUAAUAAGAAAUGAGACGUAUAAUAAAGAAAUCUGGUUUUAUUGAUGGGAGUAAAUCUAUGUGAGGCCCAAGCUUUAGUUACUAUAAAAGUUUGGUUAAAGCCAACUAAAGUUGAAUGAGUAGAAAAUAACGGGAAUAAAAUAAAUGCUACAACAAUUCCAGAAAUGGCUGAAGUCUGGUUCAGCUCUGACGGGAUAAACGUGUCCAGAGUCGGAGCUGGAAGCAACAAGGAAAUAAACAUGGAAGAGAAAUACGCGAGAAUAGAAAUCAGAAGCGAAACCAAAACAGAACUGAAGGAAAACUGCCAAUGGGAAUGAGACGAGAAAUAAAGGUCAGUAUUACUACUACUACUGGAGCUGUUGUGAUCUUGUUUAAACCUUUUUUAUUUUCAUUUGUUUAGGUUCAAGUUCAAACAAAGUACGUUCAUAAAUACAUGGGCCUUUCUGUUUCUUUGAUGUGUUAGUGCUUUUAUUUUGUAGGUAUCAGGGAGCUGGGUUACACCAGGUGAGUUUAUGAAUGGACAGGUGAGUUCUGUUUUGUUCUUGUUUUUUAUCCAGGUUUUAGUCCGGAUAACGGACUUUUCCUCCUCAACCUCCACGUGAGUCAAAUCCCUGAAGGACUCACUUUGUUUUUUUGGUUUGUUUGUUUUAUUAUUUUGAGACAAUUAGCAGCUACACUGAGCGAGGAAAGAGGAGGACGUCAUCACAAGAGAGGAGAGACUUUUUAACACUAAAGUGACAUUAAAGGAACGUGUGUUCAUGUGUUCUCUCGCAUAUCUCUCAAAACAUUUUCCUCGAGAUUAAUAAAGGAUUUUCAUUCUGAUUUGGAUUUAUUUAUUGUCAUUUUUCCAUUCUUUGUAUUUUUUGGAUGGACUGUGUUACAUGUUCACCCGUCAACACAACGACCCACAGACGGACAUGAGCCCAGAUUACACUGAUUUAUUUGUUCUUCUUUGCACUAAAACAAAUGGAAAAGUUCUACCGGCCUUAGAUGAGUUCCUCCAGCCGGUUCUGGUUCUGGUUCUGGUUCUGCUCCAGGUUUCUUCCUGUUUCAGGGAGUUUUUUUCACCCAUGCUGCUCUGGAGGUUUCAGACCAGAUGCUAUAAAGAGUCUUGAGACUCUUUUUGUGUCGCUAUCAAGGCUGUAGAAAUAAUAAUGAUUAUAACUAUAAGAUGACUCCGGUGGGAUUUAAAAACAUCCCGGUCUCGGCCGGGAGGUGGCGCUAACGCACCAUGAGCCGUUCAUAAGGAAACCGCUAUUAACCAAGAAGAAGAAGAAGCAGGUCUCCAUGUUGCUAUGUUUCCUUUGAGUUCAGGUUUCCAGGUUUUGUUUAGAGUCCAGAUGAACCCGGACUUCGGAGCCUGAACCUCAGACUGACCCGCGGCUUCAUCUCCUCUCGGAUCCGACGAAGCUGCGCUGAUUCCCGGCGGGACCCGCGGAGAUGUACCGAGGCCGGCCUCCUCCGAGAGGAGGCUACCCGCCGAGGCCUUACCAGACCCCGGGGUUCAGGGACGACCGGAGCCGGCCCAGACCACCCUACCCCCCCGCCUACCACGACCAUGGCCCCCCGGAGUCCCACCGCCGCUCCCCGCCGCGCAGGCGGUACCCGUCCCCCGGGGAGUACUGGGCCGAGGCCCCGCAGAGGGAGAGGUCUCCGUCUCCUCGAGGACCAGUUCCCCUCAACCACAACCUGGUCAUCACCGUUGGCAACGAGCUGACGGGCCCCCCGGGCUCGGCCCCCCCACGCCACCAUGACAGAGACUACCCGCCUCGGCCUGAGUACGACCGGAGCCGGAGCCGCGGUCGGAGUCGACCUCGCAGCCGGAGCCGGGGGCGGAGUCCAGACCGGAGCCGGGGGCGGAGCAAGAGCCGUGGGCGGAGCAAGAGUCACGGGCGGAGCAAGAGCCGGGGGCGGAGCAAAAGCCGGGGGCGGAGCAAGAGCCGCCCCCGCAGCCGGUCCAGGUCCCGGUCCAGGGGGAGGAGUCGUGGGAGGAGCCGUGGGAGGAGCCGUGGGAGGAGCCGGAGCUCCAGCAGCUCCAGCUCCAGCAGCCGAAGCGGCGCCAGCGCCGACCAUCGCACUAAACCGUUCCAGGAGCUGGAGAAGGCGCGACGCAGGAAGGAGCUGGAGGAGAUGCUGAGGCAGCCGACCAAGUCCAUCCUCAAGAAACGCAACAACUCCGAGGACUCGCCCUCCGUCCGGAGUCUGGACUCCCCCCGGGGGCCCGAGGCCUCCACCAUGUCCCGGGUCACGGAGCAGCUCCUUCAGGCCGUCAAGUCCAUGGACUCUGGCGAGGUGGCGUCCAUCUUGGCAGAGCUGCAGUCCAACCCCCAGAUGGCUCAGCGCGCCGGCCUCGACGCUGAGAUCAGGGAGAUCCUGCAGCUGCUGGGGGGGGCGGGGGGGUCCGCGGCCCCCAAGGUCGUGGACGACAUCGACGAUGAGGAGAAGUUCCUGUACGGAGACUCGGAGGAACCCAAACCUCCUCCGGCCCCGGAGCCGCUCCGGCACCAGGACCUGGACCUGUACUCAGACCUGACGGAGGAGGCUCUGUACGGAGACUACCCGCCUCAAAAGGCCCCCGCCGCCCCCGCCACCCUGGCCUACAGCCACCCGCCGGGGGCCUCGGCCCACCCUCUGGGCCCCCCCAGCCAGACCAUGGUGGUCCAGGCAUCGCACCCGUCCUACCCCCCCGGGACGGGGCCGCUGGAGGACGGCGAGCGCCAGGCUCUGGAGGAGUACGAGAAGAUCCAGGACCUGCUGAAGACCAUCGGGCUGGACCUGGGCGUGGCCGAGAUCAGCAAGAUGGCCGCCAGGACCAAAGAGCGUCUCCAUGGUAACAAGCCCCCGCCAAAGACGCCCACGCGCCGCCGCCGGUUCUCGUCCGGCAGCUCAGACGCCAGUCGGCCAAGUCCAGGUCCCAGGAGGCGGAGCCACAGCUCCAGUAGCAGCAGCAGUGACGGGCGGGGGCGUAGAGGCCCAGGGCGAGGGGGGGGCGCCUGGGACAGCGAGGAGGACGAGGACCGCCACAGGACCUCGGCGCCCCCCAGGCCGCCGCCCGCUCGAGAUGUGAAGGAGGCCAAGGUGGAGCCGCCUACGCCUCCAACCGCUGACCCCCUGGUUCUCCCCCCUCCAGGGGUGCCCAUACCCACCUACCCCCCCCCGCAGGUCCACGGGAUCAUGACCCCCAACUACCCCCCACCGGGGUACAACCAGUAUGGGAACUACAUGCCCUACAUGCCCCAGCAGUGGCCCCCCAUGUACCCGCCCCCCAGCAUGAGUCUGCCCCCCCAGGCUGGAGCCAGCGACUUCCCCACGACUCUGCCCUACAAACCCCCCCCCUACAGCAAGGCAGCAGCCGAGCCAGCGGCCACAGGGGGCGUCAGGAGUUCUGGUCCUGAUGGAGACACAGGAGCCUCUAAAGCCAGCGGCCAUGACAGGAAAGUCUCAGAGGAGCUGAACAACGAGAGUCAGAAACAAAAGGUUCUGGAGGAGAGAGAGAAGCUGAAGGAGGAGCGAGAGAUGAGGAUGAAGAAGAAAGAAUAUCUGAUGAAGGAGCUGGAGAGACUCAGGAAGCAGCAGGGUGAACUCCUGAGGAAGAAGCGGCGCGAGAAGGACGGACACAAAGACCCUCUGCUGCAGGAGAUCAGCCGGCUGCAGGAGGAGGUCAUGACCCAGAUCUCCUCCCUCCGCAAGGAGCACGAGGCGGCCGAGAAGAAACGCAACGAGAUCGACAAGGUGGCGCUGAUCCUGGGCCUGAGCCCGGCCGACCGGCCAGCGAGGCCCUGCAAACCGCCACAGCCCCACGACGACCACAAGAAGAAACGGGAGGCGGAGCGGAGCCCGGGGAGGCCGGCGCCGAACACGACCAAGCCGACCUUAGCGCCGCUGUCGAGGGCGUCCCCAGACAAAAGGCCCGCCCCUGGCCCAGCUCUGGCUCCACCCCCAGAGCCGUUUGAAUACUAUGAUGCUGGAAACCACUGGUGUAAGAACUGCAACGUCACCAGUGGUUCCAUGUUUGAUUUUUUCACACACUUGCACAGCAAAACGCAUCGAAAGACUCUGGACCCGUAUAACCGGCCCUGGGCAUCCACACCGACCAAAAUCUCCAAAAACCUGACGUCAGAGGAGAAACUGACAAAACCCGCUAAAGGUUCAGAGUUUCUGCUUCCGGUCAGAGGGUUCUUCUGUCUGCUGUGUAGAGAGUUUUAUGGAGACGCCAUUUGUGCAGAAGAACAUGUCACCACACACUCUCACAAUGAGAAGUACAAGAAACAAAUGUACGAGAAUCCGCUGUAUGAACAGAGGAGGAACCUGGACCGUCAGGCUGGUCUGGCCUCGGAGACGAGUGGAAAGAAACGCAAACAUGAUGACGAGGAGAAAGACGUCGCUGACAAGGAGGAAAAGUUCAAACACAAAAAGGAGAAAAAGGACAAAGAGAAGAAGAGGGAGGACGACUCUGUUCAGCCCCAGGAGAAGCCUAAAAUUAAAAACGAAGAAGAGGAAGAUAAGAUGAAGAUGAGCAAGAAGGAGGACAAAUACCAUAACAGCAAAGAGGACGAGGACCGGGGCAAACACAGCAGCAGAGAUGAGGAUGACCGGUACCGGUACAGCAGAGACGACGAACACCGGUACCGUUACCGCAGGGACGAAGACUCCCGGUACGUUGACCGGCCCAGAUCUAAAUACUCCGACGCCAGAGCCAAAUAUGAACGGGACCGGGAAGAAGGGAAACCGAAAGCUGACAAUAAGGCGGCUCUGAAAACGUCUGAAAAACCAGCUGGGAAAUUGGAGGAAGUCAAACUGGAACCGCCACCAAAGCCCUACGACCCGCCCAAGGUCCUCUGUGGUCCCAGUCCAGCCAUGAGGGCCAAGCUUCGCAAGCAGAGCCAGGAAGCCUCCAAGCCAACAACUGUCACCACAACCCCCUCCUUCGGAAAGUUCACGUGGAAGAAGAAGGAGAACGUCCUGGCAAAGGAGGCGCAGAAAGUCGCUGCCCAGUUCAUCAAGGAGGACGAAGAAGCGGUGAAAGAUCAGGGCGUCUCGGUGGAGGAUUCGUUUGCCAAGUCCAUGGCUGUUGCCAAAGAGAUCGCCCAGAAACUGUCGGGACAGAAGGCCACGCCUCCCCACUGGACGUCCAACGGCGCCAACCGGGGACGCAUCCGGCCCAACCUCCCGGCUCCUGCUGCAGUUCUCAGGUCGACACCGGUCGUGGCUAAACCUACACCUUUAAAUACUUUUCUCUCUAUGAGACCCCAAAACUCUCAUUUACAAGGACCCCCUCCCAGAGUAGGUCCACCAGUGCCCGACCGCCCCACUAAGAAUCUAAAUCCUCAGAAUCCACAGCUAGAAACGACGCUCUUACCACCCCCUGGACAACCAGAACCAGUUGAGACAAAACCUGCACUGUCAGGAGUCAACCCUGCCCCUCCAGUUUUUAAACCUCCCCCAGUUGUUUCUGUACCUCCUCCCCCAGUUGUUUCUGUACCUCCUCCCCCAGUUAUGUCUAUGCCUCCUCUCCCAGUCAUGUCUAUGCCUCCUCCCCCAGUCAUGUCUGUACCUCCUCCCCCAAUCAUGUCUAUGCCUCCUCCCCCAGUCGGGUCCAGACCACCUACCCCAGCAGACCUCAAACCUUUGCCAUCUCAGACGGAACCUCCUGCUUCACCCAAGGCUCUGCUGGUCCAGUCCACGGUGGUAAAGAUUGUGUCUGACGUGGCGGCUCCUGGGGUCCCAGAGAGCGAGCAGACUCAAACAGUGUUCGUCAAACCUCCACCUUUCAUGAACAAGGGUGACGGAGCCCAGAAGUCUGAAAAACUUAAGAGCAGCCUGGCUGCAGCCAAAGCCCAGGACUUGUUUGGCAUCUUCUACAGCAGCACCGGCCACUCAGGCCCAUCAUCCUUCACCAAACUGGCAACAGACCCCAAAACUGACAAGAGUAGCACUAGGAAAAGUCCACUUCCUGUCCCACAAGCACCAGAACCUGAGCCUCUUAGAACCCAGACACACCCUCCGGCUGAGGCCCAUUCAUCUCCACCACCAGCCUCCAACGAUUCCCCUCCGAGUCUACAGACAGAUUCCGACAUCCAGAUAGCGUCGGUGUGGUCCCUGCAGCCUUCAGCAGCCCCAGGGUCUGAGGUGGCACCACCCAAAACAAUUACCCCACCAAACAUGAUCCUGCCAGUCCUGUCUGAGUCUCAGAGUGUGCCCCUAAACCAGUUUACCACUGAAUUUGGAUCCCAAGCUGCCCCACAAUCCAAGUCUGCUGAACCACCAUCUCAAAUAAAGUCUCAGUCCGAACUGGUUCCUCAAAUCCAGUCUGAGCCACAACCUGAAUCCCAACUGGAGAACAACACCCAGGUCCAACCAGAGACCCAUCCCGAUACGGCUGCGGAACCUGAAACCAAACCAAGCCCCAAAGCUAGAGGCAAGACAACACAGUCAAAGAAGAGCCCCCCUGCUCCCCGUCUUGCCAGACAAACCCGAUCCCAAACCCGGUACCAGACCCGGCGGCAGCAGCAGCAGCAAACCCAGUCUGAAUCAGAACCUCAGUCGGCUUCAGGGGAUUCAGAGCCACAGGGGUUGGACACGUUGGAUGCAGACUCUGGAUCGCUGCUGGAGGCUGGAGCAACCAGUGAGGAGGAUCCCAUGGAGAUCACCCCGGAAACCCUGGGCCUGCCCUCGGACAUGACGUCCCUGGACUUUGAAUACGACUUCAGCUUCGAGUAGCAGCUGACUGGACCGAGACCAUCGAGUCUUCAGUGGACUUGAGACACGCUGACCUUCAGCUGUUUGAUAACGUUUAGAUUAAUCCUUUAGUUCUCAUUAGUUUCUGUUGGUUUUAGAUCUGCCUAGAAAACCCUCAGCCUCACCACAUCGUCCUCUCGUCUGGAACAUGUCAAAUAAAAUCACAAUGAUCGGAUCUUUUCGGGGGUGAAGGAACCUUUUAGUUCAUGGGAAAGUUCCUGGACAUUGUUCCUUAAGAACCUUAAAAUUCUGCAGAUGUUUGGUGGAAACUGUAAAAGAGGAUGUAACUUUGUUGUGAUUGAUCAAUCUGGUCGUCGUCUUCUUUUAUUGUUGUUAUAGUUGGGAACUUUCCCAGGAACUGAAUUCUCUGUGUUCCUACAGACCUCCACAGGUUCCUGCUGGACACGUCUCGGUAUAAAACCUGAAUGAAGUUUGAGCUCAUUUACCAGAAACCAAAUAAAUGUGUUUGUAGCUGGAAAAACAUUAAGAUUUGAAUCCAGCCUGUUUCCCCUGGGACUCCAGGCCCGGUUCCUCGGGAGGUUCCUGGUCUUUAGGGGAAGUUCCUGGAGUGAAGGGGAACAGGUCUGGGUUGUAAGAUCAUGUCAGAAGAGAACGGUUCAAACGUGGACAAUAAAUAAAGAAAACUGAAGAUAGGAAAGAGAUUUUAUUUAAGGGUGACGAUGAGGAGGAGGCAGAUCUGUGUUCAUGGACGUUUUAUUCGUGAUGAACUCAUUGUUCUUCUGGUUCCGGCUUAUCAUUAAAUGGCUGAUUCAGGUUUUUGUCCCUUGUUCUGUAAAUAAGUUUUCUUUAAUAAAAGGUGGUGAGAAAAUCCA